Messenger RNA from Cephus cinctus (wheat stem sawfly), 8881 nucleotides. It is a transcript of the gene Sox102F, whose product is annotated as transcription factor Sox-5. Gene Ontology annotation, cellular component: nucleus. Gene Ontology annotation, biological process: cell fate commitment; regulation of transcription by RNA polymerase II. Gene Ontology annotation, molecular function: RNA polymerase II cis-regulatory region sequence-specific DNA binding; DNA-binding transcription factor activity, RNA polymerase II-specific. Bases 801 to 3839 code for a protein of 1012 amino acids. The record is from RefSeq and is a predicted model, not a curated record. The transcript has 9 exons. NCBI's taxonomy places the organism in Eukaryota, Metazoa, Arthropoda, Insecta, Hymenoptera, Cephidae.
UUAUUUAUCAUACAUUCGCGUUUGUCCGACAUAAGAUCCGCCAGUGAGUCUCCACGGUGACUUGGAUACUUGGUCCGCGAUGCAAACUUACAUAAGACCUUAACAAUACGUAGUCGUUUUAACGAUAAGAGAGUUAACAAUUUUACAUCACUCACCAGUCGUGGAUUUGUAAUUGAAAGGACGGGCCUACGGAAAUAAUACAUUUUCAAGAAGAAGGAACGCAAAAUGAUCAUUUUUAAAAUUCCUUCAGUCCGAAUCAUCCUUCUCGUGUUCGCAUUACGAAUCUCCAGAGAUUUGGUACUAUUUCAGGACGUUUUGUAUUCUUGACUCUGGAAUUUUAAUCAGUGAUCCCGUAUAAGGGAUGAAAAUUGGUCACCUUUUCACCGAACAUUAUCGUUAAACCAGUCCGACCUUUCACCACUCUCCAUCCAGCAAAAAUGCCUUAGUAGCGUAUAGUAAAUAUGUGAAACAAAGAGGAGGACUCAGGUUCAUUCGAGGGAACUAUAAAAGGCGGCGAUAGUCCCGGCGCUAGAGAAAAAAAAAAAAAGAAAAAAAAUGAAAGUGUCAUUGUCCAUAGGGAUCGGCCGGGCCGUGCUAGAAGCACAGGGCACAGGACUCGAAUUGUCCGAAGAGGAACUCGCGCGCGCGGUGCUCUCACCUAUGGGAGCACAAUGGCCGCAGUGCGCAGAGUUUGCGGAGGAUCAUCAAUGGUGCACGGCCGAGGAUGAUGAAUAGGAGAGAUAGCCAGAGUACCGGGUAUAAGUACAUGCGCAUUAGCGUUCGCGCUUUGUUCUUGCUGUAUGGAGCAGUUACGUGUUCGUUGGGGCCGACGUGUCGAGAUACGAGGACGGCGCAGAUGUGGGUGUUUCGGGUGCCUACGGGGAGCUGGAAAGAGUGCGUGUACGUCGAGGGGAGUCGGCCGGUUGCGGAGGACUCUAACGCGUUCCAGAUGCUGUGGGCUUUGUUCCCAUCGAUGUGCUCUCGCCUCUCCUGCCUGCUUCUCUUCGUUCCUUCUUCGCUGCUCUUUACUCUCGCUGGUAAGACGCUGGUGCGCAGGAGGCUGCACGUGCAUCUUUCGAAGACGGGAAGAGGGGCCGUGGAACGAAGAGACUCGAGGAACGGAACCGUCCAAGAGGAGGAAGAGAGCUGCUAGGCACCGAGGAAACGAGAGAACUAAGGAAUAUGGAGAAACGGAGGACGGAUCGUGGCCAAGAGAACGGAGGCUGGAAGGCGGAGGACGGAGGAAGCGGCCUAGACUAAGGAUGUCCUCGAAGAGGAAGUCGCCACCAACGAAGCUAUCGGAGGGUGGGGGCGGUGCGGGAACAGUGGCGGGCUCUGCCGAGGAGGAGGAAGACACCACCUCGCCGGUGGCGGCAGCCGGAGCUGAGACAGCCAACGAAGAACCCAGUGCUCCAGGAGCGGUUGAAAUUGAGGAGUGCUACCCCAUCCAGAGGGGCGAGUGCGAGUCUUCCGGAUGCUCGUCGCCGGCGACCACCAGCGAACCGGAACUCCGUGACUCCCCGUCGCCCUCGCCGAAUUCACCUCCAGCCCCAAAGAGGCAGAGGCUCUUCCUCGCCGGUCAGGACGGCUACACUCCGCAGCAUCACCAUCAUCACCACCACCACCACCACCACACGAACACCUCGUCCUCGUCCGUGGGAAAUCCGGAGCCUGCGAGCUCGUCGGAGUGCGGCUCCCCGCCCAGCCUCCUGGGCGACCCCUACUACUCUCAUCAACCUGCUCACAAUCCUGCCCAUCCUCAUCAUCAUCAUCACCACCAUCAUCAUCACAAUAAUAACAACACCAGUAGCAGCAACAACAAUAACAACAGCGCUCAUCACAAUAACAACAACACCGUCGCCCCGAACGACAAUAAUAACACCGUUACGCAAAACAACAACAACAACAAUAACGGUGCCGCCGCCACUGCUGUUGGUACCAAAAGGUCCAUGGACGACGUGCUCAAGAGGCUCACUUGUAAAAUGAACAGCGGUUCGCUAUCGCUACAGGACGACUCGACCAGACGCACUCCGCCGCCAUCAUCCACGCCGACCAGUCACAAUACGCAUAGCAGUAGCAGCAGCAGCAGCAUAUCGAACAGUGUCGCACCGUCGCCACCUGGUGCCGGGAGGUUACAGAACACCGAAGGACAGCAAGACGGUGCCGCUGCCCUUCAGAGAGUACUCUGCGCCGAGAGCUUCGUCGAGAAGGAACGCAGGCUUUCCGAAAUGAUUCUACAGCUGCAAAUGCUUCGGGAACAGCUACUGCAGCAGCAAGAUCAAUCGAAGUCUUUUCCCACUCACAUGACUGUCGACUCGCAGAAGCAAGUCGAGAUGCAGCGGUUACAGACAGAACAUUUGAAGCGGCAACAAGAGCACAUCAUGCAGCACAACAUUCAGGAACUUCAAGCCCAGAUAACAAAGGGCCAGCUGAGCAUGCCGAGUCCGCAGUCGCUGAUGUUCCUUCCGUUUCUCGAACAACUCAGAGGUCUCCCUGUAGCAUCGUCCAUGCCACCUCCAACCUCUACAGCAACCACUGGGAACAAGCAUAUCAAUUCCAUCGUCAAUAUGAUGAGUGGACAUCGGGACGGACCCAGUUGGGCGACAGCUCAUCUGGCACAGAUGAGUACGCAGAUGGAGAAGGAGUCCUCUCCGACGCCAGCCUCAUCUGCCGUUGUUCCAGCUGCAGCCUCACUUCCAGAUCCCGACACGCCCUUGAAUCUCACCAAACCGAAGUGCUCGUCGACCGGAGCAACAGCGUCAUCGUCGCCAGGUAGCGAUUCGCAUCAUUCGAUGGGAGCAGGAAGCAGCGGUCAACAAGAACAGCCACUGGCAGCCACGGCGCCAAAACUCUUCCCACCAGGGCUUCCAAUGUCCCGAAAUUACUUGCCCAGUCUAUCGUACGCAGGACUUCCACCUCACCUCAGUCCUAUUUCAGCGCCAAUGGGCAAAGCCAUGCCCAAGGAAGAAGGCGCCGGACCUGGAGGUUCGGUAUCUGCUGCGGCAGUAGCGGCCGACUUUGCGAUACGCGGGAUUUACGGUUUGCCCCCGAAUCCUGGUUCGAUGCCUCCUUCGCCACAGGCGCAACGUCUCAUGAAGCACUCGGGUGGUCGCGAAGAACCUUCUCAGGAAGAGCAGGAGUUCCUUUCUGCACCUCACAUGUGGCGAGACUCAGGAUACAAAGUACCGGAGGACAUUACAGAAAAGGCCAAAAUGGUGAGACAGCAGAAAAGGGAGGGAGAGAACAAGCCGCAUAUCAAGCGACCAAUGAACGCGUUUAUGGUUUGGGCGAAGGACGAGCGACGAAAGAUACUCAAAGCCUGUCCUGAUAUGCAUAACUCGAACAUAUCCAAGAUACUCGGGGCUCGAUGGAAAGCUAUGUCCAAUUCUGAGAAGCAGCCCUACUAUGAGGAACAGUCGCGGCUCUCGAAGCUUCACAUGGAGAAGCACCCGGAUUACAGGUACAGGCCACGUCCCAAGCGCACGUGCAUCGUCGACGGGAAAAAGAUGCGGAUCUCCGAGUACAAGUCCUUGAUGCGUCAAAGACGGCAAGAGAUGAGGCAGCUCUGGUGCCGUGACGGAGGACCGGAAAUGGGAUUCCUCUCGCCCGUUAGCUCGGAGAUGAGCGGGCAGCAUCCAGGGGGCGCUGGACCUUCCGCGACGCCCUCGGUUUCACCUCCCGCCACGAUGCUCAACGGAGCCGGUCCUAGCUCGGAUCAUCCUUCCUUCUACUAUCCUCAGGACAGCCUCUCGCCCACGGACAUGAUGAACUUCUCGCCCGACAACUCGGGCUCGAUGGGCGGCUACGACGCCAGUCCGCGCCAUCACGACGAGGAUUGAACCGUGGCUCCGGGUCAGCCCUUGUGGCCGCCCGGAGCUUCCAAACUCGCUCGCGAGUUGUUCUGGUAACCAAAGUUAUCUGCUCGACCGUAACUCCUCGGCGCUGCCGUCGGUUUCGUCGGCAGCUCCAGAACAGCCGGACACUGCUAACGCCACGGAGCUGGGCCGUCGGACUAGAUUGUGAUAACCUUUAAAUCUCUGUGCCAUCGGACGACAAGAGUUACGGCGUCAACGGAACCUGAGUUUCCAAAUACGUAAGCCGCUCCGAACGGAAGAAGCGUCCCGUGGCUUUUCUUCGGAUCGAGGAGAAUCACGACGUGCGACUUUCUUCGGGAACGGACCGGGACUCGUGUGAAUAGUCAGACGACGAAAGUAGUGCAUUGAGACACGGGGAUAUGUAAAAAUUCGAAAACUUACAGUCGACGUGCGUUCAUGAGAACACGUCGAACGAUCACUCGUAAUCAGUCUAAUAAUCAAAAAGCAACCAAUAAAAAGAAACUGACGUCUGAUAAACAUGAUCGUCACGUAAGCUAAGGCAGAAAGAGGGGACGAGUAGCGCUCGCAAUGCGCACGCAUCGGUGUAAGUAUGACGUAAGCAGAGUGAACGUAAUUAAACGUAUACAUAUAGCUAAUCUUUGUAAGACUGCACAAGUCAUUGUGCGUGCUGACUAGCGUGAUUGGAGGUUACCUGUGUUAAUGCUCCAUCGAACUCACUAUCGUUAGACUGCGCCAGACGGGCGAAUCGCUACGCAAAUACAUAGAAAAAUCAACAGGACACGUGCUGCGCGGCAAAGUCUUGUUCCUAUUCCUUCGAGUGUACGUGAGCGCAUGCGCGCGCGUGUCUCUCUGCGUCUCUCACGCUACCUUCUACUACGCGUGCCUCUUCGAUCUAUGGCUCUUCCCAUCGUCACCCGAUCGGCUACCGACCAGGCUGAUCUCUUAUGUUUCGCAAAGUUGUAUCUAACCAACCUGCUCUACCUUACCGACCUACCAAUGGUAUUCGUACUGUCAAGGCUUACCCUCGUCCCUCGUCACUUCCUCGGGGGAUUUCGAGGGAUCCACGUGACUCUCGGGGACGCGACAAGACACAAAACACGGCUGUGUCCGUGCAAUUAGUUGCGCCCAUAAUUGUGCAUGAGUCUGUGCCGAGUUGUGAUUGUCUCUGGGAAGAAUAGAUGCGAGCGACGGAAGGGGCAUAGGCUGCACGGAGAGAGCGCAGUGAUAGGGAAAAAGAGGAAUGCAGUAGAGGAGAGAGAAAAAAUAUGAAGAAAGAGAAUUGUGACGACACGAGACGACGCGACACGACAAAUCACGACUUUCCACGCGUUAAGAUAACGACUUUGUAUACCCUAGGAAUGCUUAGUACUUAUAGUAUUUUCAUUAUUAAUUUAUUGACCAUAGCGUUAUGACUUAUGACGAAUAAUACGAGGAAAAUACGCGAAGAACAGCGACGUCAAUUUUAGUACACUGUUAUGCAUUGUAAAAACGAUGAGAAAUUAAUGUUACUUAUUGGUCGAUCUAAACUAAUCGUCAAAUCAUUAGCCGACGUUAUAUUAUGUUUACUUGUCGAUACAUUCUUUUAAUGUAAAACUUCAUCCUCGAUAAAGGAUGCGCUCCUUAUUCCGGCGCUGAAAUGAGAGACGGCGAAAAAGGAAAAAGGAAAAAGGAAAAAGGUGGCAGAGGAUAGGGGAUCGAAUAGGUGAGAGAGCGAAUGCGUGCGCGUACGUGCCUGUGUGUCUCUGCGGUAAGUGAAGGAGGUGGUGCAGGUCGUUACAUGCUGGAGGAUGGUGAAUAGAAAUUUGUCAAGUCGCAGCUCACGAUACAAUCUAACGUGGAUAAAGGAGGGACAAUUAAUGGACGGAUCGAUAUAAGGGAUUACUGGGCAAUCACGACGGGAGCUUGAUGUGAUAAUACUAAUGUGCCAAAUAGCGUUUUUUGAGGGCAGGAGGUAAUCGAAACCUCCAAUUCCGAGUCAACUCGUUGGCCCGAUGUGAAAACUCGAUAUACUUUACGUCUCUUCUUUUUCACUUUUUGUUAUUUAUAAUCAGUGCAAUUAUAUACAAGGUACCUAAUAUAAUUUUAUAAAAAGAGCCAGUAUCCUUAAAAUAUCUGCGCCACCGUAGAUGCUCACUACAACCGGUGACAGGUAGGAUAGCUUAAUGUUAAUAAUAUUUAUUUGAUGUAUAUAAUGGAUUUGUACAAUGCGUCGGUCGUGUCCCUCGAUCUGGAAGCCGAUGCAAGCGUCAAUAUUAUUAAUGUACAGUGUAACUAUAUUAAUUGUGAUGUACCUACGUAGCUAUACAGUAUGUAUGUAAUUACUUCACAUACCUAGAUUAAUAAUGUUAAUCACUUCUAUUAUUAUUCCUGCUUAUUAUUAUAUUAUCAUCAUUAUUAUUAUUAUUAUCAAUAUCAUUGUCAUUACGGACGUUAUCUUUAUUAUUACUAUUAUUAAAUUUAUUAUUAUUUUUAUUACUAUUCUGAUCACUACUACUGCUACACUUUUACUAACGCCGAUGCUGCUGCUACUAUUAAUGUUACUGCCAUUACUACUUGCUGCUGCUCCACCUACUACUACUCCCAGACCUCUGUCGUUUAAGUAGUUAAACUAUUUGGCCCGUAUACAGAUUUUUACUUUGUCAAAUGACGCCUCCAAGGCAACGGUAAGCAAAUGAUACUAAACGAUUACUUAAUUCUAAGAUAAACAUGGACCGAAUAAACGACACGAAUACGGACCGUAAUCUCCGGCGGUAGAGAGAUUUUACGUGCCAGUGUAAAUGACAACAUUAGGUUCGUUGCUCCGUUACUCGAAUACUCAUUCAAAUAUCAAUGUUAAGCCACGCCACUUGAGGCACGUUGCUUCGUGCAUUUUACAAAAUGAGUAUACUUUUGUAAUCGUGAUUCUUAUCAGGAUUAUACUAUUGGACAUUAUAUUUAUGUUACGCUACACUGCUUUACUAUACGUCAUUCAGCGAAUGCCUUUACACCUCUUUUUUUUUUAUUUGAUUUUUGAUUGAAAUUUACCUGCAUGAAAUUCGACUAAAUUCCAAAUUAUUUCGUUGAAUUCGAGCUUAGACAUUCAUUGGCAAACAUACGUUUGUCGAUUCCUGGUUCUUUGCUUCAUUGAUCGUCAGGUACGGUGAAAAAGAUUGUGAAAACUGUUGUUGUUUGUAGUAGGUGAAAGUGGACCGGGGAAAUAUCGUCCGAAAAACACCUUCAGCUGACGUAUCGCUGGUGUUUAUUGGCGUGCAUUUUAUUUUUCAAUGUGCCAUAUUUUCUGUAAUAUCACAUUUUUCUUUGCUUUACAAUCGUUUACAUUAAUCGUGCGCAAGUUUACUUUGGGUAGCUCACACUCUCUCCCUUUCUCUGCGCCCUCUUGUCUUUCCCUUCUUUCUCCUCUGGCAUUAAGCACUCUCAAUUUACUUCUAAGUCAAUAACUCAAAAUCGCACCUUUAAGACGGAAACAUAUUUCGAAAUUUCAGUUUAUUGGCAUUUUGCAAUUUCGUUGCAUUUUGCCUUCUUUUUUUUUCUCACGGUUACUGAGAACCCGUCCUUGGCUGCUCGUCCUUGUGAAUAGCACUUACUGUCUACUCGAUCACUUAGUUACAACUAGUUUACCGACUCUUAAAAACAUCCGCUGCGCGAACACGAACUGUAAGAAUAGUAAAUUGUAAAUCGACUACACUACUCAUAUUAUGGUAUAUCUAACGUAAAAAUGAACUAACAUCCAAUCUCAAUAUUCCAAGCAUUCACUUCAUUUAUACGUAAGUUGUUGUUAAUGAUAUGAAAAAAUAUAUAUAUAUAUAAAAUAAAAUAAUGCUUUACCUAAUUUCGGACUUAGUUCUAAGUACAACGUUAGUCUACGAGAACUUGUAUGUAUGAGCACGGUGUACAUAGAUAUGCAGUACUGGAUAAAUGGACUCGAAUUAUACAAAGUACCGUAUGCAAGCGUGGAUGCCAUUGAUAUUCUCUAGUGGCCCUCGUAACAAUACUUAUCGAAUAAUCACACUUUCCGUCACACAGGUCACGAAUUCGGUUCGGUAAAAGACAAAAUCAAAACUCCAAUCUAUAUGCGCAUCGCAAUUGUUUAGGUGUUUCGUCGUUUUUCCAGUUGACGCAGCCAUUAUACAAUUUCGAUAAUUCCAUAUGAAUGAGUAGAGUACGGAGCGUCUGAACGAGGGUGUGCUCUUUUUUUUCAUCAGUGUUGUUAUGUGGGCUGUGCAACAUAUGUAGGAUAUAGUGAAAUAAAUGAAAAGUCACCACUAGGAGAAACGCAUGGUACAUAUAGUAUGUAAAUCCUCGACUCUUCUAUCGACUCUUUCAAUCCCUUGAUUGCUUGCCACCUUUUCAUUUUUUGCAUGCCAACGUGUAAAGAACCUCUCCUUGAAACUCCUCGUCAUCUCACGCUGAAAAUUCUACUCUUCAAUGAUUUAUAUAUAUAUAUGAAAAUGAACGAGCCAAUGAAUCAUUUCAGAUUUCAUGCGUAUAUACGUGAUUGUGUAGAAUAUGAUGCAAAGUGGAGGUAAGACUUCGAUAUUAUAAGAUAUAUGUUACGUGUAGAAUCUUAUUCUCGUUUCUGCAUCGCAUUGUUUAUACGUCAUGUACAUACGCAUACGAGAUGAAAUUGUACGUCGAAUGAAGGUGGUGCUGUACUUUCGGAAAGAGAUAGAAAAAAAAAAAGUGUCAUAUGAACAAUUUUAUUCGGCGACGAAUUCGUUAAAUUGUGCGUGAAUAGACAUCGCGAAAUAGUUGACUCAGGACUCCGUUUUAGAAUCAGAAUGGAACCAAUCGACGUAAAGAUGUUUAUCGUUCGCAGUGCAAUAAUCCUUAAUAGCUCGAAAUUCAUUGAUUCUAGAUGUCACUUCUCUUCGCUGAUAAUGACAUCAAGAUGCAUUGUAUCGCAUAGGAAACAGUUCUAUUAUAAACACACAGAUAUAUCAUUAUAUUUAUUAUAAUAAUUUAAAAAUUAGGUACUCUUUGUUGUUUGUAUUUUACAUGCGUAAUCAUUAUUAUAUUACAUAUAAAUAAAUACAUAUAUAAAUGAA